GCCGGCUGGCUUCGUUCUAACUGCAGUCAGAACUGCAUAUUUGCAAAUUUACUUAUUUUCAGUGUUAGUACAUUAUGGCUCUUACCCUCGGCGAUCUCCCAAAGUUCAUCUGCGCUGUGCUGCUCCCGCCCGUUGGUGUGUUCUUCGAGAAGGGCUGUGAUUAUCAUUUGGCGAUCUGCAUCAUACUUACGAUCCUCGGAUACAUUCCCGGAAUCAUCUACGCUUGUUACGUUAUCCUUGCUUAUUAGAAACUGCCAAGGUAAAGCGAGUCUGAGCCGAACACAUUCCUCUCCACAGCGUCAUGGUGACGUCCACUUUUUUCGGCUUAAAAAUUACUCCCUACAAUCGCAUUCAUAAUUUUAUCGUUUAACGAUUUGUAUCAUACAGGUUUUGCACAUAUAUGCUGAAUAAAUUUUUGCGGAAC
Molecule: messenger RNA, 424 nt
Organism: Cylicocyclus nassatus
Lineage: Eukaryota; Metazoa; Nematoda; Chromadorea; Rhabditida; Strongylidae
Source: the annotation of a GenBank genome assembly